GCGUCGCUUCCUUUUCAUCCUCAUCCCCCAAUCCGACGCCGGCGACGGCGGAGGGGAGCAAUGCGGUGCGACCUCGCCGUGUGUAUGUGUCCCUCCGCCAAGCGUGCGACACCGGCGUCGGGCGCACGCGACCGCGAGCUUCUCCGGCGGCAGAACUGAAAAUCAGAUGAAGUACCACCUGUUAUUCCCUCGGCGCACGGAAAAGCGACGUCGAGGAAAGGAUCUGGGGAGAACAGUCAAGCGAGAGGAUAAACGAGAGAAAUGAGUGGAUGGGAGGGAUGGCUCCUGUAUAUCUAUGUGGACCGCUCAAUUUGGUUCACAUGGUUUGGAUGCAUGCACCUGGAUUUCUGGUUUCGAGCCAAAUUAACCAGACCCAGUCAUAUUUCUGUGGAACAGCUGCUAGGUUGACCCAGACCCAGCGUCUUCUUGCCCCUCUGGCGUGCCCACUUGGAUGCUAAUUUUCUGAGAAAUUUCCUACACAUCUUCCAGGUUAGUGCUUCAACUCUCAGUGGGAUAGAUGCUUUCACAUGGAACCAUGAACCUUAUUUUAGUAGUCCUCUCUUCGACCUGGACGCUAUGCUUCAGUUCCUCUGUUUCCAGUAGCCACUUUUCACUAAGCGCUGCAUCCCUGCAUACCCUCCAGCCCUUCUGUUUGAAUCCUGCACUAACCUAUUGCCGUCUCAGUUCGACAAACGGAUUCUUUUUGCAUCCGGCAGCGACUGCAGAAAUGGCGAGUGCACAUGGUGAAUUGGAGAAGAAGCUACAGGAUCCAAAUGCACCACCAAUGUUUCUUCCACUUGAUUUUUUGCAAGAUAUCACAUGUGACUUCUCCACAGAGUCGAAACUUGGCGAAGGCGGGUAUGGAAUAGUUUACAAGGGAGUUCUCCGGACUGGGAAAAUCAUCGCUGUCAAGAAGCUGUUUGAAAUGCGAUUAAAAGAGGAGACGUUUCAGAAUGAGGUCAGUUAUCUUAUGGGGAUCAAACACCAAAACAUAGUGCAGCUUAAAGGUUACUGCGCUGAGUCAAGAUGGGAAGCAAUUGAGAGACCAAGUGGAAGUGGGAAGCAUGUUUUUGCUGAAAUUCCAAAAAGGUUGCUCUGCUUCGAGUACAUAUCCAACAAAAGCCUCAAGAAACAUAUUUCUGAUGAAUCUUUGGGCCUUGAGUGGAAUAUGAGAUACGACAUAAUCAAGGGGAUUUGCAGUGGCAUGCAUUUCCUUCAUGAUGAAUGCCAUAUCGUUCAUCUGGACCUAAAGCCAGAAAAUAUAUUGAUAGACUCUACCAUGACAGCAAAAAUCGCGGAUUUUGGUUUAUCAAGGAUCUUUGGAGAGCAAGAAUCACAAAUUAUCACGGAUAAUCGUGCUGGAACAUGUGGAUAUAUGGCGCCAGAAUACUUAAUCCGAGGUGUAGUGUCAAACAAGGCAGAUAUCUUCAGUAUGGGUGUCAUAGUUAUAGAGAUAAUUACAGGUCAUAGGGACUAUCCAGAUUUCCAGCAAGAUAAUCCCCACAGUGCUGCAGCAUCACUCCAGCAAUUCACAGAAAAAGUGCACCUUAGCUGGAGGAACAAACUCAUGUCCACACCAGACUAUAAAUCAACAGAAACAUCUGUCCGACAAGUAAGACAAUGUAUUGGUAUAGCGCUUGAAUGUGUGCACCCUAGCAUGGAGAAAAGACCUACUGCAAAGGAUAUACUCGAAAUGCUUAAUGGAUUAGACAAGAUGGUGGCAGACUACGAGCCGCUGUCGGACAUGCAGUGCAAGGACAUGCUGCAGGCCCUGAACACUACUGUGAGUAACGAUCUCACAUCCCAGAACCGGAGUAUAACUAACGACAUGUUAAACAAAGAGACAGAUAGUAAAGUGGUGGCCAAUGCGAAAUCGGUGGAGGGUUUGUUACACACACCUUUGCCAGAAUCAAACAAAAUAAAUGAGAUGGUGAAGUGGUGGGCAGCGAAGGCAUCCUGUAAGCCACAACCAACAAGGGACACAACCAUUGUGGCAAUCCCUACUUUAACACAGAUCAUAUCUAGGGAGGUCCCUAAAGAGCGCAUGAUUUCACUAGACAUAAAUCAGACAGAGUCAUGGAUUGCAACAGGCCACGAAAAUGGAUAUAUUGAUAUAUGUGAUUAUAUCAUGCAGAAAUCAGUGUGUUUGGUUAAAAUCGAAGAUGUUGACGCCCCAGUUGAUAAUAUUAAAUUUAUUGAAAGAAAGCAAUGGUUUAUUGUUGGGUUAGGGGCUGGGAGUGGCAAAAUCUAUGUGUAUAGCUAUAAACCGGAGGUGCAGAAAAUCACGAGUUUUCGUGUUAAGAGAUACUUAAUCGGUAUCGACUCACUGGCCGUUCAUCCAACCCAACCGUAUGUGUUGUCAUCAUGUAGUGGGUACAUACAACUUUGGGACUGGGAUAGGAACUGGGAGUGCGUCAAAAAGUUUGAGAAACUAUCGUAUUUUAACAUGGAAUUGCAACUUGCAUUUAACCCGAAGGACCCCAAUGAAUUUGCUAGUACUUCAAAUGAUAUGACUGUAAAGCUUUGGAAUCUUGAUUCACUCAAGCCUAAAUAUAUUCUGGAUGGUCAUUCAGCCAAAGUGAACUGUGUUGAGUUCUUCACAACUGAUGAUAAUAAGCAGUAUUUGAUUACUGGAUCUAGUGACAAGUUUGCCAUGCAGAUAUGGGACAUGCAGACAAAAGCAUGUGUUCAAAUAUUUGGAGAGUUCAAGUCGUCCGUUAUUUCUGUUGUUUCCCAUCCCAGUCUUCCAGUUUUAAUUAUAGGCACAAGAGAUGGCACUAUUCAUUUGUGGGGCACACAUUUCAGGUACAAGAGACAACUUACCACCGAGGGAGGUGCUAAUGGUCUCACAUGUUUGACGCCGCUAGGAAGAGUUUGUUCUCGAGAGCUAAGGGUUGUGAUGGGAAACGAGUCGGCGCUAUUCACGAUGGAGAUCCUUGACGAAGAGCCGGAUGCUAUUGUGGAAGCUGAAGAAGCAGUUGCUAGCUAGGGCAGCAACAGAAAUCCCCUCAUUUACCCUCAAUAUGAUCUGCGGCCGUUGUGCAUUUGGUUGGAUACAUUAGUGAUAUGGCACACGUUCAUUAAUUAAUCAUACUAUGUAUGUAUCUGCUGCUACUGUACUUCCGACGCCGUGUAAUGCUUCCCCACAGCAGCAGCUAGCGGCUACGCAUGACCCAUGCUAGUUUGCUGCUGCUUCCUUUGAUUUAUAAUUACUAGGGCAUAUGCUCGUGCGUUGCAACUGGAAAUGUAAUUGAUGUGUUUAUCAAAAGAUCCACUAGCAUGGCAUGACAACA
Triticum aestivum (bread wheat) is the source of this 3293-nucleotide messenger RNA. RefSeq lists its product as uncharacterized. Gene Ontology annotation, biological process: protein phosphorylation. The record is from RefSeq and is a predicted model, not a curated record. NCBI's taxonomy places the organism in Eukaryota, Viridiplantae, Streptophyta, Magnoliopsida, Poales, Poaceae. Gene Ontology annotation, molecular function: ATP binding; protein kinase activity; protein binding. The transcript has 19 exons. The coding region runs from base 518 to 2989 and encodes 823 amino acids.